Astyanax mexicanus (Mexican tetra) is the source of this 7169-nucleotide messenger RNA. Its product is annotated as caskin-1. The coding region runs from base 618 to 5327 and encodes 1569 amino acids. NCBI's taxonomy places the organism in Eukaryota, Metazoa, Chordata, Actinopteri, Characiformes, Acestrorhamphidae. Gene Ontology annotation, molecular function: protein binding. The transcript is spliced from 22 exons. The record is from RefSeq and is a predicted model, not a curated record.
GAGAAAGACACACACACACGGGCUCACAAACACGCACACGCGCGCUCACGCCCUGCACGCACGCGCACACGGGAGGGCAACGCUCCACACAGCCACCGCGGAUUACAACCUCCAGCGUCCAGCUGCCAGGAUGUUUACGUAACGGAGCGUCUCCUCAGCGGCGGCGGGUCAAACACGAGCUGUCCGAGCGCCGCGGGACAGCGCGAGCGCACGGAGGGACGCGCGCGCGCAUUUACGCAAUUUUUACGCAUUUUUAACGUUUCGCGUAAAAAAGGGGCGCGUGGCUUUCGCUGUAACCUAAGGAGCGACUGGACUGGACCACGCCGGUUGCACGAGCCUACGUGAGGGAGGCGUGUGAGUGCGUUAGUGUGUGUGUGAGUGUGCGCGCGCGCGUCUUUAAAUGGCGAUUUGACCUGCCGCCGACCAUGAGCCGCGCGGCCGGCCAGCCCCAGCGCCGCCCCUGCUGAGGAACACGCGCUCUGGAUGUAGAAUCAGUGAGGACCGCGCGCGCGCGCGUGCGUGUGAGUGAGUGAGUGUGAGAGUGUGUGUGUGAAUGGUGAGUGUGUAAGUGUGUGUGUGUGAGUGUGUGUGUGAGUGCGUGUGUAUGAGUUGACAGCAUGGGGAAAGAUCAGGAACUCUUGCAGGCGGUGAAAACCGAGGACCUGCUGACGGUCCAGCGGCUCCUGCAGAGACCCAGACAGGGCAAAUCCAAGCUCCUGGGUUCUGCAAAGAGAGUGAAUGUUAAUUUCCAGGACACAGAUGGGUUCUCAGCUCUUCACCAUGCUGCUCUGAAUGGUAAUUUGGAGCUGAUCUCACUGUUGCUGGAGUCACAAGCCAUUGUUGACAUCAAAGACCAGAAAGGGAUGCGGCCGCUGCACUACGCUGCCUGGCAAGGAAAAUGCGAGCCAAUGAAAAUGCUGCUAAAAGCUGGAUCAUCGGUCAACGGCCAAUCAGACGAAGGCCAGAUUCCUCUGCACCUCUCGUCCCAACACGGCCAUUACGAUGGGAGCGAGAUGCUGCUGCAGCACCAGUCCAACCCCUGCAUCCGAGAUCACGCAGGAAAGACCCCUCUGGACCUGGCCUGUGAAUUUGGACGAGUUUCGGUGGUCCAGUUGCUUCUGAGCAGUAAUAUGUGUGCUGCCAUGCUGGAGCCGAAGCCCUCUGACCCCAAUGGCAUCAGCCCUCUCCAUCUGGCCGCCAAGAACGGACACAUUGACAUCAUCAAGUUAUUGAUCCAAGCUGGAAUAGAUAUAAACAGGCAGACAAAGUCAGGCACAGCGCUGCACGAAGCUGCCCUUUGUGGAAAGACCGAUGCUGUACGGCUGCUUCUCGAUAGUGGCAUUAGUGCCAGCGUGAGGAACACUUACUGCCAGACGGCACUGGACAUCGUUAACCAGUUCACCACAACACAAGCCAGUCGAGAGAUUAAACAAAUGUUGAGAGAUGCUUCCGCUGCCAUGCAAGUGAGAGCGCUGAAGGAUUACUGCAACAACUAUGACCUGACGAGCCUCAACAUCAAAGCGGGUGACAUCAUCACGGUCCUGGAGCAGCACUCUGACGGCCGGUGGAAGGGCUGCAUCCAUGACAACCGGACGGGGAACGACCGCGUCGGCUACUUCCCCUCCAACAUGGUGGAGGUCAUCAAGAGGGCAGGACCCUCUACUCAACAGUAUCUUAAGAUACAGAUCCGUCCGCCGGCAAUUGGCUCAGUUGCCAUGGUGAACGGUGACUCCUCCCACAUUCUCUCUCUGCCCCUGACUCCCCCGCCCCCUCCUACCCUGAUCUCUCCCCAUCAGCCCCUCUUCACCUCAUUCGGGUAUAACACACCCACCUGCAGCUCAUUUGCGUUCGAACCGCCCUCCUCCUCCUCCUCCCGCUCAGAGGAGCCGAAAAAAGAGACAGGUUCCAGAGGGUCCGUGUCUAGCCCACAUGGUUCUCCUACUCUAAGUGGUCAGCAGAGCAGCGCCAAUGAGGAGAUAUGGGUACUACGGAAACCUCUGGCUGGCGGUGGUGGCGGCAGCAGUGGCAGCAUGGGCAGUACAGGCAGUCUGACAAGCGGCCGCUCGUCCGUCAGCGGUCCGAUGGACAAUGCAAACGCUCACCUCACCAACUCACCUGUGCCUGUGCCAACUACCCCCACACAUUCACCAGGGCUCAACACACACGGCCUCAACGUGCCAGGACUGCACGCGCAGGCGGAGGGGGUGAAGUUGUUGGCCACAGUGUUGUCUCAGUCAGCCAAAGCGAAAGAACAUCUGCUGGAGACACGCUCUAUGGAUCACAACACAGCUUCCUCACCGCUCACUCAGAGUGCACCUGGAGGCCCCCGUCCAGAGAAGAAGAAACCAUUUGUGGAUCCUUUACUACAGAGGAAGGAUAGCACUUCAGUGGAGAGUAAAAGUUCAGAGGCAGUGGCUGAAUGGCUCACUAGUGCUCAGCUGCAGUUUUACACCACAAACUUCCUGACUGCCGGCUAUGACCUACAGACCGUCAGUAGGAUGACUCCAGAGGAUCUGACAGCGAUUGGAGUAACGAAACCUGGGCACAGGAAGAAAAUGUUGUCAGAAAUUAGCAAACUGAACGUCCCUGACUGGAUACCCAAAGAGAAACCCGCUAAUCUGGCAGAGUGGUUGUCUUUGAUUGGCCUGAGUCAGUACUACCAGACUCUAGUUCAGAAUGGCUAUGACAACAUGGACUUCGUAAGUGACAUCACCCUGGAGGAUCUACAGGAGAUCGGCAUCACCAAACUGGGACAUCAGAAGAAAUUAAUGUUGGCUGUUAAUAGACUGAGUGAGCCUCUAAGGGAGGAUGAAGCUCCCAACAAGGAGAUCCAAUCAGAAGAAAGCACAGAUUCAAAACAACCAGCCACUGUAGAGGUGAUCAGCAGCACUCCAGAGCCCAAAUCGGUGCCGGCACCAAGGAUGCGCAAGGGAUCGGAGGGCCGUGGCUCUCCCAGGCACACGGCACAAGGGAGGGGCUUACAGAGGGCAAACAUCCCUCCUCCUCUUAAGAGGCCUGGAUCUUACGAAAGCCCCACCCACACCCCACCACACACACCAACUAAAGGUAAAACCACCUCCCCUCACACGAGCUCCCCCACCCACGCUCCAGGCUCGCCUCUGAGAAUGCAAAGCAGGCCAAGGGGGCCCAGCGACUGCCCCCGUUCGCACGCUCACUCUCGCGCCGUGCCGUUACUCUGUCUUCCACCUGAAGGCGGCACUGUGGAUGAGGAGGACCACACUCCACCCUUGCCCAGAAGGGUCCCUCGCAGCGCAACGCCGGCCGUGCCUGAAGUUUUGGAAUGUUCUAAAGAGGAUCUACCCUUGCCUGAUUCUUCUGUGAAGUACGCCACGCUAGGCGUAGUCAACCGAAACAGUUCCUCCAAAAGCCCCAGUGACAACCUUGAUGUUGGUGUAGUGAACCGGAGCCAGUCGUUUGCAACCACUCGCCCUCGUAGGAGAACGCGCCCUCCCACUCCACCCAAGCGCUCUUGCUCCUCCAUCUCCACUGGAAACCUGGCAGAUGAGGCAGCCCUUUCCAAUGAAAGUGGGGGCGGUCAAGGCGAGCACAGCGACUCCUUCCUCAGUGUGACGUACAGGGAACGGCGCCGAAGUGACUGUGGAAUUGCCUCUGAAUCCACUUCCUCUGGAGGCAGUGUCAGAGACAUUGCUGCCAUGCUCGAAAUGUCCAAAUUAGGAGGUGGAGGCAAAGGAACUGGCAACAAUUACUUGCAGGCAAGUCCAGAUCUCCUGCGGCGUAACCGUGAUGCCCUCAGCUCAGACGAUGAUAUGCAGAGUCGGCGCCGUACCAUCAGUGGGCCUGUCACUGGCUACACCGACAGUCAUCCCAACAACACUCGAGAAGGCACUACUUCGAAUACUUACACCACACAGGCUGCUCUGGAGGCGACACGAAUUAUGGAGGAGGCUGCACCUCAACAACAGGUGCCCUUGAGGCAGGCCCCCGAGCCCCGUCCUCGUUCCAUGCUCAGUCACCUGGAAGGAGGUGUUCCCUCCCUCCCACAGGAAGAGUGGUCACGAAUGGAUGCUACCGCAACCUUGAGAAGGCCUCGGCCACCCCACGACUCAGAUAGCGAGAGGUUCCAACUUACAGAGACCAGCACCAUCCGGCGCAGACCGAAGGCACUAGCAACUCCACAGAAGGACAUAGAGAAUGGUCCAGAAAGCUCCCGGAGGAGGCCUGUGUCGGAAGCUUGUGCUGGGGAUGUUAGUGGCAGCGACAGGGAACUGAGACCAGAUGAUUUCAGAAGAGUGUUGAGGCCUCCAGUUUCCCCCAAACCUUCACUCGCCCUCAGGAAGAUGGAUCCUCCAACCCCUACCAGAAGGGUCCCCCUGCCUGGGCCUGAAGGUCAACAUAGCCCAGUGGAUGGCAAAAAAGUCCCACCACCAGUGUCUCCAAAACCAAGCCCACCUCCAACACUCCCCAAACCUAUGAAGAUAAAGCCAGUGCAGACCCCAGGAUCUUCUGCAGCACCUCAUCCCCAAAUAGUCACCACACCCAGUGGCCUAAACACACACAUGCCCUCCCCUACUGCUGUUCACCCUGAGCAAGUCGAGUAUCCUACUCUUAGCCCAGUGAUACCAAAGCCGCCAGAGGCUCACACCCUCUCGCCGCGAGCUGCCACUUCUCCUGCUCAGAGCCCACAGACACCUCAAACUCCUCAAACCCCACAAACCCCUUCUACUCCAGGGUCCGGUUCAGCGCCAGUCAAGCCCCCAAGGUCCUCCAUGGCAGGCCUUUCAGUGGAUAUCCCUGGCCCUCUGGAAGUGGAACUGGCUGGAGUGGAGGCUGUCCAGCACCGACUGCGGGAUGUGGAGAGACAGCGAGACGAGGACGAUCGAAGGAGAGAAAAAAUAGAAGACAGAAUGGAUGGUGGUUGUCAAAGCCAGACAAAGAGAGCUUCUGUAGAGGGACAGGGCGAACAUGGUGAUGUUGACCUCAUUAGGAGUGCCGAAGGGUCAGGGCAGGUUGUGAUGAGGAGGAGGAAAGUGGGCAUGGCGAGGCAGCCACAGGUCGAGGGUGAACUUGAAGGUGUAAGGCAAGACAUAAAAGCAGAGGCGCUUCAGCAGAUGGCAUUGGAAGCUGAAGCAAGAGGCAUGUUUGGGGACCAGGCAGCAGGGGACAUGACCCAUCUCCGGCUGGAGGAAACCAGUGCCUCACUAGCUGCUGCUCUGGAAGUGGUAGAGGAGAAGAUCAAGAAGGAAGACAAUUCUGUGGUGGAGAAUAAAGCUACAGUCAACAUUCUGGAUGACAUCGGAAGCAUGUUUGAUGACCUAGCUGACCAGCUGGAUGCCAUGUUGGAUUAAAUAUAGGCAAAAACAAAGAAGCACAAGGUGCAUCACAGACAGAUUGACCAAGCCAAGACUUCCUUUGGUCUGUAGAUGAGCACCAAACCUGCUUAAGCUAAAGCACAUCCCGGUGAAUAAGCAAACCUGAGUUGAACAAGGAUUCAUCCCGGUACCUUCAAGAAAAAUUGGUGUGGAGCUGCUGGAGUGCUGAGUCCUUGAAUCAUAAGAGUCGAAAACUCUAAAGAGCUGGAGUGACGAUGGGGAGUGUUCCUCCUGCCCUUCUCGCCCUUGUUUGUCCGAGGUUUGGAGCCAUGGUCUUAGCUCAAGCUAGGGGCUACUGAGUUCUAUCAUGCUGCUUCCAGAGAUAAGCACAAUUUAACGCUACUUCGAGCUAUUUAAAUUCCAUUUAGGGUUCAAGAAACACAAGCAACGUAUCAGAGUGUGCGCGUUCGUAUGUAUGUAUGUAUGUACGUAUGUAUUGUUUGUACGUGUGGCCUUGAUGUUUCCUUUAACGAUGUUAUGGUCUGACGGCUCUAUCGGCCGACUGUGUAUUUGUUUUUAAGAGAUUAAUGGAAUCCUAAACAUUUAUUGUGCUUUUGGGUGGAACUGGCUACAAGUACGGCUGUGACGGCUGUAACUGAUUUCAAAGGGGAACUCUAAAACUAACACAGAAUUUUCAACUCUACCCUAUCUCUUGUGUCCUGUUCAACUUGGGAUGCCCCUAAGGUUGACAGCUCUGUGGUGGUGUUAACUACAACUUUACAGUAAGUUUAAAGUAAACUAUAAAAAGCAAAAACCCAAGGACUGGUUUAGAAAUGACCUCAAAAUGUUUCUACCAGGUUUUCCUGUUCAGUAUUGCGUUAUUCCGAGUUCCCCUUUGUUCACAAUUUAAAGCAAAAGAAGCUCUGGACAUUUGAGAUAUAUUGUGCUAUCUACAUUGUCGUUGUUGUUCAUGUGUGUGAAUGUGUGACCGUGUUUUAAUUGUGUAGUUUUUCGCAUUGACAAAUCCCACUUUUCAAGCGGAUAGAGUGGUGUAAUACAUAGAUAUAGGAUGAAUGCGAAUAAAAUGCAGAAUGACAGUGUAAAUACGACAUAUAGAUUCCAGCUAUCAUUCAUAGAGUAGAAUUUGGAAUGCGUUAACCUGGAAUGCAACAGGUGCCCUCCCAAUCCCGAUCAAUGUGAUCAGAGAAUAAACAUUGGUGUAUUUGUGUGAGAGAGUGACAGAGUUUACCUUGUCACUUACUCACUAAGUAAGUGGGUGAGUGAAUGAAUGAGUGUGUGUUUGAGUGUGUGUGUGUGUGUGGUUGUUUGUGUGUUUUGCAUAUGCGUUGGCCCCUAAGAGAGAGUGCUUGCAUUCCUGUUCUGUAACUGCACAGAGAAUAAAUCAGUUUUUAUUGACGGGUGACCAAAAGGCACAGUCGACGUAAGUGACUAAAAAUAAAGGCGUAAUUUAAUGUGAAGUCGUUGCGAGAUGCUUAAGAUUACAGAGCAAUAUUUUCUAUCAACUCUCUGUGUUGGUAAUUUAGUUUUAUAAAUAACGCGACCAAGCCAGUCGUCUUGGGUAUAGCAGAUCCAGCCAAACGUAAUGUCAUCUCCAACAGUCAUGACAAUCCUCUACCAUGUGCUUGAUUAUCUGCACUCGUAACCCUGCACAAAGUCAACGAGAUGGACAUUUAGAGUACCGAAUCCUUUUAUCAUGUAAAAUAUGUGUAAUAUUCCAGUUGUUAUUUUGUGUAAACGCUCAACUGGCUACUGUGUUUGACCCUGGUGAUCCUCCUCGCAGACCUCUUCCAUGUAAAGAACAUUGAGAGUAUGUGGAAUUAUGAUAAAUAAACUUUAUGAAUUAUGAAUACAAACCCA